This is a messenger RNA of Pelobates cultripes (western spadefoot toad), 476 nucleotides long. NCBI's taxonomy places the organism in Eukaryota, Metazoa, Chordata, Amphibia, Anura, Pelobatidae. The record is from the annotation of a GenBank genome assembly.
AUGGACCAGCGCCAAUGGGAACAACUGAAGUUAUGGACGCCGUUCCUGGGAGAACAGCCCUUGGAUGAAUGGGUAAUAGAGCUGGAGGCACUGAUCACGAGGGAUUUGUGGUUGGACAAAUCAUACCGCGCCUUGCAGUUUCACACGGUUGUCAUUUACCCAUUGUUUGUCGAGCACAAAGGCUUCCUGGGGGAGGACUACAAUGGCCCUUGUCUGCUAUGGGAGGAGUUUGAUAAUGGUAUGGCAUUUGGAGACCUGGACAGUUCCCACUUCUGGUACAUUCGAGAUGAGCAGGAAGACAGCUUGGGCCUUAAGUGGAUAAGGGAAAUGCAACCGGAUCUGACUUUUCUGGCUAACUGGAAGUGGGAGCUUGAGCAGGACUAUGCUCGACCAUUUAGCCGAGUCAGCAUGUGGGAAUACAGCACAAUGCCCCUUCUGGCAGCAUGUGGGAAUACAGCACAGUGCCCAGUCUGGCA